AUGGGAAAAGGAAACCAAUCCACUGUCAUGGAAUUUCUUCUCCUGGGACUUUCUAGUCAGCCAGAGCAUCAGCAACUCCUUUUUGUGUUAUUUCUAUAUAUGUAUUUGAUCACAGUUCUAGGGAACCUUCUCAUCAUCCUGGCCAUAGUCAGAGACUCUCACCUCCACAUUCCCAUGUAUUUUUUCCUUAGCAACUUGUCCUUUGUGGAUAUCUGUUUCACCUCAACCACAGUUCCCAAGAUGUUAGUGAAUCAUAUAAUGGGAAGUAAGACUAUACCUUUUGGAGGGUGUCUGACGCAAAUGUACUUUUUAUUUGUAUUUGUAGACAUGGACAAUUUCCUUCUGGCUGUGAUGGCCUAUGACUGAUUUGUGGCAAUAUGCCAUCCCUUACACUAUACUACAAAGAUGACCCACCCUCUCUGUGCCCUUCUGACUCUUGGAUCCUGGACUGUUGCUAAUCUGAAUGCAUUAUUGCAUACUCUCCUAAUGGCACAUCUCACUUUCUGUGACAAUAAUGUCAUCCCCCACUUUUUCUGUGAUGUCUCUCUCAUGAAGCUUUCCUGUUCUGAUCCCUCUCUCAAUGAAAUGGUCAUUUUUACAGAGGGUGGCCUGAUAAUGAUCAUCCCAUUUAUCUGUAUCUUGGCCUCUUAUGUCCGUAUUGCCUCCACUGUACUGAGAAUUCCCUCCAUGAAAGGAAAAUGGAAAGCCUUUUCCACCUGUGGGUCCCACCUUGCUGUGGUCUCCCUCUUCUAUGGUACCAUUGUUGCUGUGUAUUUUAAUCCCUCUUCCACCCACUCAGUAAAGAAAGAUAUAGCAGCAACUGUGAUGUACACAGUGGUGACCCCCAUGUUGAACCCUUUCAUCUAUAGCUUGAGGAAUCAAGACAUGAAAAAGGCCUUGACAAAAAUGCUUUGCAGAAGGCAGGAGCAAUGUCUUGUGACUGUGUAUUCCCCCACAACACAGUAUAAUAGUCAACACAUUCAAUGUAUGCUUGUUGUUGUUGAUGAUGGUAGUGAUGGAGGACACCACAAUCCCCGUCCCUUCUUUCCGGUUCAGCUUCAGCACAGCCCCCCAAAUCCAAACCAGCCUGACUUGGAAACUCGGAGCAGAGGGCGCAGGGGGGCAGAGCAGAUCCUGGGUUGGGGAAGAGGGACCGAAUGCAGAGAACAAGUAAAGGUUGUGGAUACGGGAAGGUCGGAAACUCGGGGUUUCGGGCCCCCGAAAAUCUGA
Dromiciops gliroides (monito del monte) is the source of this 1230-nucleotide messenger RNA. RefSeq names its product olfactory receptor 1361. The record is from RefSeq and is a predicted model, not a curated record. Gene Ontology annotation, biological process: G protein-coupled receptor signaling pathway. NCBI's taxonomy places the organism in Eukaryota, Metazoa, Chordata, Mammalia, Microbiotheria, Microbiotheriidae. Gene Ontology annotation, molecular function: G protein-coupled receptor activity; olfactory receptor activity. Gene Ontology annotation, cellular component: membrane.